This is a messenger RNA of Erpetoichthys calabaricus (reedfish), 1281 nucleotides long. It is a transcript of the gene haus7, whose product is annotated as HAUS augmin-like complex, subunit 7. NCBI's taxonomy places the organism in Eukaryota, Metazoa, Chordata, Cladistia, Polypteriformes, Polypteridae. The coding region runs from base 48 to 1016 and encodes 322 amino acids. Gene Ontology annotation, molecular function: microtubule minus-end binding. Gene Ontology annotation, cellular component: HAUS complex. The transcript has 10 exons. Gene Ontology annotation, biological process: spindle assembly; centrosome cycle. The record is from RefSeq and is a predicted model, not a curated record.
GGUGGGAUGAAGUUUUUUUUUUUUUUUUUAAUCCGCGCAGAGUGAAGAUGGCGCACAGUUUGAAAGACAAGUUGGUUGCCGAAAAUGUUUAUGUUUCGUUGCAGAGACUUGGUUGCCCACUGGUGGAGGGUCUUUUUCUGAAAGAGACUGAGAGCAUGCUUGAGCUGCUUUGUACUCCUUCUAAUCACAGACUGGAGAUCCUGAUGUGGAUUUGCAAAAGGACAUCUCCUCCUCUUGAAAAGAAGUUAUUUUUGCUGAAAGAUUCUCCAGUAGACACUCAUAUAAAGGAAAUAACAAACUUUGGACAUGAGAUGAUGCUGUGUAGUCCGGAUGAUGUGGACUUAAUUAAGGGUUGUGCAAGCCCAAAGCGUCAGCUAGCUUUUAUGGGACAGCUUGUCAGUAUAUUAGAAAGUGAGCGAUUUGAAGACUUCUCUGUGUCCUUUGGAAAUGAGCAGCUUCUGAAGGAACUAUUCUCAAAUCCGCAUCUACCAUCGCUUUUGAGCCCUGUUUGCAACCCUUGGCCAGCUCACAUAACAGAAAUAAUUAAGAAAAAGGAUUCUGGAAGCAAACAAUGGCGCAGUCUUACUCGGAAGUGUAAAGAAUUCAGUCUGGAAGAAGUUUCAUCAACUCUGAAAAAAACUACUGAUGCUUUAGCAAAAAUCCAAAUGGAGUGUACCCAUUUGACAGACGACCCUAAUGGUAUAACCUCCAGUCAGUUUUUGCCCCAAGCAUUGAAGCUGGCCAUUUGUGAUUUAUCUCAGCUGAUGGCUGCAUUCAGUCAAGUGUUUGCUAGUGACUUUCGGGAAUACUGCAAUCGGGAACCUCCAGAAAUGAGUAAUAGUGCAGUUACCUUCCAGUUUGUUUAUCAGCAGCUUGAUGCUUGCACACAGGAUCUGCAAGCCACAGCCCAAGUAAUUGAAGUUUCAGAAGUUGUUUGUUCUGCUGUAGAUGGUCAUCAGCAAAAGAAAGACUUUUGGGAAAAUGACCAAAUGACCUCACUUUGUAAGUUCAAUUGAAGAGCUGAAGAAGAAAUAUGAGGAAUUUCUUUCUGUGUAUCAGAGGUGCUCCGAAUGAAGUCCUAAAUUAAUAAAGGAAAGCAUUCCCUUUGGACUUUGAUCAGUUUAAACUUUUAUGGUAUAACUCCUGAAGUCUACUGUACCACCAGUACUUCUAGAAUUAUGUUUGAUUCAGGUAAAGGAAGGAUUUCAAAUAUUUCCUUUUUAGAGUUUUACAGUUGCAGGAAAUAAUAAAUUGAUAUUUUUUUUUUUUUUUUUAACAAAA